CCGACUCUUUCGGGCCUCUGUGCACUGUGGCCGCCGCGGCGCCGCUCGCCGUCGCCCUCCCGGCCUUUUCCGCCGCAGCCGCAGCCGCCGCCUCCUUCUCUUCCUCCUCCAUCUCGAGCUCGUGUUGCUCGGCUCGCAGCUGGUCUGUUCCCGAAGGGGAGAUCCCAGGCCUCCGACCGCCAUGUCCCGCUAUACGCGGCCUCCCAACACCUCGCUCUUCGUCAGGAACGUGGCGGACGCCACUAGGCCUGAGGAUUUGCGCCGUGAAUUUGGUCGAUAUGGCCCUGUAGUAGACGUAUACAUUCCGCUUGACUUCUACACAAGACGCCCACGAGGAUUUGCUUAUAUACAGUUUGAAGAUGUUCGUGAUGCAGAAGAUGCUCUUUAUAACCUCAAUAGAAAGUGGGUAUGUGGCCGGCAAAUUGAAAUACAGUUUGCACAAGGGGAUCGCAAAACCCCAGGUCAGAUGAAGUCAAAAGAACGUCGCCAGUGUUCUCCAAUGGAUUACAGAAGAUCAAGAAGCCGCAGCCGAAGGAGGACACGUAGCCGAAGUUCAUCAUGGGGCUGGAGUAGAAGACACUCUGACAGCUUUAAAGAGCAUUCCAGCUCACCAAGACGAUCAAUCACACCUCAAAGAAAUUCUACCUCUCGAGGAAGAUCGCGGUCAAAAUCAAUGCAGAGAUGUUCAAAAUAUGCUGAGAAAUCGCCCUCCAGCUCCCAUCGAAGACGUUCUACUUCAAGGACAAAGUCACGCUCACAUCCAAAGCGCUCAGGUUCAGUGACCAGAUCGCUAUCUAAAUCUCCACGAAAACAUGCCAACUCCAGUUCUCGUUCUAGAAGUUUCUAUCAGAGAAAUAGUAACCAGUCAGUAUCUGAAGAAGAUUAAUGUGUUUUUCUAACAGUUUUUUAUGAGCACAAAUUAAGAACAAAAUUUGUCCAAAUGUACCUGAAAUGUAAGAUAAUUGAUUAAUGGGAGGUGUUGCUAUGUUCUUUGGGUCCAUAUUUUAAUAAGCAGAGCUCUUCAAAAUUUCCUAGCAUUAAAUAAACAUUUAUUUAGCCUAGAUUAGUUUAUCUUAACAAUACAAUUUGAACCUAGGCUCACUCUACUGGUAUAAGCUAGCAUUAUGCUCUGCUCUUAAAUCAAGUUUUCUUUUUUGGACAGAAUUGUCUUUGGACCUUACUUUCAAAUCUUUGGAACAGCAAGAAAUUUAUGCUACUGUAAUUUUGUACUGGCUUAAGGGUUCACACAGGUCUGUCUGGUACUUUGUAGUGGAGUUGGAAGGGAAAGCCUUUGUCUACCAUUUCUACUUACUUUAGUAGGUAUUGCAGUACAGUUGUGUCAGCCAGAAAUAUGGAGAUGCUGAUGGAUCAGAUUUUCCAUUCCACCAAUGCAAGUCAUUCCCCCUCCCCCUGAAAUUUCCAAGCAGCAUAUAAGAGGAGAUGAGCACGCAGAAGUGAGUAAAAAUCAAAGUAAAAUUACAUGCAAUUCAAUGCUUCAAUGGCAGGUCUGCCCUCCGGAUAGGAUUAAGUGUUCCAAUAAUUUGGAUUUUAUAUUGUUUAUGUUAAUAAUUUUGCUGCUGUUGACCUUAUUUUAAUUGGCGCUAUUUGGUGCCUUUUUGGUGAUACCAAGAUUUUAUUUGAGGACAACCAUUCAUGUAUAUUCUUAAGGCAAGUAUCUUUUAAGAAACAAAAAUUGAUAGGAAGGCACUGCAACUCAAGUUGUAAAGCUUCUUUGAAUUAAAGCUUGUCUGUGUUUCUCUAAAGCAUGUUAACAGUGUAAACGGGGAUACUUGUAUAAUAUAUAGAGAUACAUGUAUGACAUAAGAUAGUAGAAGUCUAGCAUUUGCCUUAAUUUCAUAUUUAAAACUGUUUAGAUCUGGCAAUUUCACUUCAGACUUUUAUUUGAAAAGAAAGUAAUACUGUGGAAUUUUCUGGAACUAAAAUUACGAAUUUACAUGAAUGAUUUAUAACAUUGCAUUACAUUAGAUCUCACUUCUGUUGUCAAAUGAAGGUGAAUUUCAGGAAAUCAUUAUUUUCCCGUAAAUGAUAAAAUAUGGUUGAACAUUGGAUUUCUAGAAUGAAUGAAGGGUGUGAAAGGGUGUAUAAGGACACCAGUGCAAAUGAAGUGCUAGACAUUCCCCAUUUGAUCAAUAAAAAAAAUAAUUUGCCUGCAAAUAGAAAAAGAGCUUGGCAAUGAAAUGCCAAGUCUAGAUUUUUUUAUUCCUGGAUGGGCUGUCUCUGCUGUAAAGAGCUUAAAACAAAAUACAUUUCAUAAUAUAAUUUCCAUUUGCAGACUGAACUGAUACAGUUCACUUUCUGGUUACAUACUGCUAUUUAGUAGAAAUAGCUUUUGCUCUUGUGCAGCAAUCUUUUUUCAGAAACAUGAAUAAUGAUCACGUGAUUAAUUUGAUUGACAUUAGUGCUUAUGGAAAACAGAUUAGUUAAACAGGUUUUUUAAAAGGAGAUAAUUAGAAAUAUAAGAUAAUUUGGGUUUGUAAUAAAAGUUGUUAAGCACAUGAUUUUCAUGUGUGGUUAAAUGUUUUUGUGAAACUCUUAACAUUUGUUGUGUAAAAUUUAUCACAUCUAUAUUUUCAAAAUAUCAUUGUAGUAGGUGAUCAGUAUAGAUGACACCAACAAGCAUUUUAAAUUCUAAGCCUGUAAUAUGAUUUAACAGUUAAGCGACUCAGUAUAAAGUCAUUAUUAGUGUUUAACUCAAGUAACAAAGGGUAUUCUAAUUUUUUUUUUGUAUUUUACAAUAUAUGACACUUUGCAUUGUGUAGUAAUAUUUGAAGACUAUUUGUUUUUUAAAUGUAUGGUAACUGUGAUGUCUGUUACAUGGUACAAGCACUGCAUUGUAUUAAAAUAAUUGUAGUGGCAGUAAAACUACAUUUCA
This is a messenger RNA of Pseudonaja textilis, 2893 nucleotides long. It is a transcript of the gene SRSF12, whose product is annotated as serine and arginine rich splicing factor 12. Lineage: Eukaryota; Metazoa; Chordata; Lepidosauria; Squamata; Elapidae. Gene Ontology annotation, molecular function: RNA binding. The record is from RefSeq and is a predicted model, not a curated record.